Nelumbo nucifera (sacred lotus) is the source of this 652-nucleotide messenger RNA. RefSeq lists its product as uncharacterized. Gene Ontology annotation, cellular component: Golgi apparatus. Lineage: Eukaryota; Viridiplantae; Streptophyta; Magnoliopsida; Proteales; Nelumbonaceae. The record is from RefSeq and is a predicted model, not a curated record.
UUUCUCGCAGCACUUCACAAAUCAUCCCAUUCCACCAGAACUUCCAUGAAAGUCUGAAAACUGAAGGUUCUUUGAUCUUUCGUCCCCUAUCUGGACUUUCGGCACUGAAAUUCUCCUCUCAUUCUCUCUCCAUCUCCCCUCGGUUGCAGUCGCUAACGAUGCCUCUCAGAAGGCUGUUAGAGGUAGAACCACCGAGCCUACUGAGGUACAUCAUCGGAGCCGCAAUCAUGAUGGUCGGAGUUGUUUUGCCCGUCGGCUACAUGAUGUUCCGGAACAAACGUGUCCCUUCAUCCUCUUCCUACUCCAAGCAGACGUAGGAGUAAAGGCUUGAUAUAGAGAAAUUGGUAUGGACUCUAAUUUCUCGAAAAUGAGGAAUUGCUUGCAGUUGCAGAUGAAGGGAAGAAAAAGAAGAAGCACUAAACAGAUUGGUAUAUUACUGACGCCAUUAUGUUGAACUGCAAUUUUGAUACAUGGUUUGUUAGGAAUUUUAAUGUGGAGGAGUCUAAGUGAAAUAUAUGAUUCCUUUUUCCCUUCUCCACUUUUUCUGUGCUGUUUGGUUUGAAAAUUGCAUUGCCAUUUAUCAGUGAAAGAUCAAAGAUGUGUCUGUCAUAUUAUUCGAGAUACUUGUUUAAUAUAAUUAUUCUCGUCUGUA